AUGUUGUCAAGAUUCGUCUCAAGAUGCAAUGCAUCAUUGGUCAGAAACUAUUCGACCUCUCACUUUAUGACCAACAACACAACUACAUUCCCAACUGGUCACUUUGAGAAGUACAAGACUGAGCCACAGACACUCGACCCAGAGGGACGCGGUUACUCCUACCUGGUGGUUGGUGGCGCUGCCGCCGGUCUGGCCGCGAUGGCCAAGAACACCGUCGUCUCCGCUCUGUCGACAAUGUCGCCAGGUCAAGAUAUUCUGGCGCUGUCCUCCGUGGAGAUCGACCUGUCCUCGAUCCCCGAGGCCACCGCCGUCACUUUGAAGUGGCGUGGAAAGCCUCUGUUUGUGCGUCAUCGCUCUGCAGAGGAGAUCGCCUUGGCCCAAUCGGUCGAUGUCAGCUCCCUUGUCGAUAAGGAGGCAGACAACGUUCGUGCCAAGGACCCAGAGUGGGUCAUCCUGAUUGGAGUGUGCACACAUUUGGGUUGCAUCCCCAUUGCUGGAGGUGGUGACUUUGCCGGCUGGUACUGUCCAUGUCACGGCAGUCACUAUGACAAUGCCGGACGUAUUCGCAAGGGUCCAGCUCCACAAAACCUCAUCAUCCCACCAUACAAGUUCAUUGGACCACAACAGAUCAUUGUUGGAGACGAAUAA
Acytostelium subglobosum LB1 is the source of this 648-nucleotide messenger RNA. RefSeq lists its product as hypothetical. Gene Ontology annotation, molecular function: 2 iron, 2 sulfur cluster binding; quinol-cytochrome-c reductase activity. Gene Ontology annotation, biological process: mitochondrial electron transport, ubiquinol to cytochrome c. The transcript is spliced from 2 exons. Gene Ontology annotation, cellular component: membrane. Lineage: Eukaryota; Evosea; Eumycetozoa; Acytosteliales; Acytosteliaceae. The record is from RefSeq and is a predicted model, not a curated record. Bases 1 to 648 code for a protein of 215 amino acids.